Molecule: messenger RNA, 774 nt
Organism: Hevea brasiliensis (rubber tree)
Lineage: Eukaryota; Viridiplantae; Streptophyta; Magnoliopsida; Malpighiales; Euphorbiaceae
Product: receptor-like protein 46
Exons: 3
Coding region: 1-774 (257 amino acids)
Molecular function (GO): protein binding
Source: RefSeq, a predicted model, not a curated record
AUGGAUUAUAAUUUAAUCAAUGGAGGGAUUCCUCCACAGAUUGGAAAUCUUACUAAUUUGUCUGGGCUUUCACUUUCCAUUAACAAAAUUUCUGGAGCAAUUCCACCGUCACUAUCACAUUUGAAAAGUUUAGUUGAUUUGAAUUUGGGACAAAAUUUUCUCACCAUGGAGUUACCAACUGACAUUGGCAACCUCUCCAACAUAGCAUCGCUGUUGUUAAAUAACAACAAUUUGUCUGGAGAGAUCCCUCCAUCAUUUCAAAAGCUGGAACAAUUAGAACAACUUGAUUUAGAAAAUAAUUUGUUUGCUGGAGGAUUGCCAAAUCCUAUUGGUGAAGCCACUGGAAUGAGCAUACUCUUCUUGUCAGGUGAAAUUCCUGAUAGUUUAGGUGGGUUAAAAAAUUUGAAGUCAUUGAGCUUAUCACAUAACAAACUCUUUGGAAGAAUACCUUUGAGUUUUGGUGGUUUACAAAGCUUAAAGAGCUUCAAUUUAUCAUAUAACAGUCUCUUCGGUGAAAUUCCUUACACAUUGGUAUAUCUCUUUGAGCUGAGUUACUUAGACUUGAGUAACAAUAAACUGGAGGGUCGCAUUCCAUGUGGACCUCAGAUGGAUACAAUGAAUGACCCAAAUUCUUAUGCCAACAAUAAUGGAUUGUGUGGAAUGCAAAUUAAAGUAUCAUGUGAGAUGGUGCCUUCUAAACCAAAGCUGAAGAGAGAAAGACCAAGAAAGAAAGAGUUGGGAGACAUGGUUUUCACGGGAAAUGGCAGUGACUAG